UCCUCUUCCCCUGCAACCCUGCACUGCAAGAAGCCAAAGCGAAAGAAAAAGUGAGACCUCAUCUCUUUCAGCUAAGCUCGCAAUGGAGCUCCCAUGGGGUGCCCUGCUGCUGGCGCUGCUCACCGUCUCCGCCUCCUCCGCCGUCGCCACGCUCGCCGUCACCGCUCCCCCUCCGGCCCCUGCCCGUGCUCCUGCCCCCGUCACCGCCCCUGCCCCGGCCCAUGCAUCUCCUCAAGCUCAGGACGCUGAAGGUCUGCUGAUGAACGGCAACUUCGAGAUGGCGCCGAGGAAGGUGAACAAGACCCUCAUCGUGGGCCGCCACUCGCUGCCGGGGUGGACGCUGCGGGGCCACGUCGAGUACGUGUCGGCGGGGCCGCAGCCGGGCGGCAUGUUCUUCGCGGUGCCGCACGGCGUGCACGCGCUCCGCCUCGGCAGCCACGCGUCGGCGUCGCAGAACGUGUCCGUGCGCCCCGGCUCGCUCUACGCGCUCACCUUCGCCGCCACCCGCACCUGCGCGCAGGACGAGGCCCUGCGCAUCGCCGUCUCCCCGUCGCUCUCCGCCCCCGCCGACGUCGCCGUCCGCACCCUCUACAGCGCCGACACCGCCGACACCUGGGCCUGGGGCUUCCGCGCCUCCUCCCCUGUCGCGGAGGUCACCUUCAGCAACCCCGGCGUGCAGGAGGACGCCGCGUGCGGCCCGCUCAUCGACGCCGUCGCCAUCAAGGAGCUCCCCACGCCCUACCCCACCAAAGAUAACCUGAUCAAGAACGACGGCUUCGAGAUCGGGCCGCAGGUGUUCAAGAACUCGAGCGUUGGCGUGCUGCUGCCGCCGAAGCAGAAGGACGUGACGUCGCCGCUGCCGGGCUGGAUCAUCGAGUCGCUCAAGGCGGUGCGGUACAUCGACGCCGCCCACUUCUCGGUGCCGGCGGGGCAGUACGCGGUGGAGCUGGUGGCGGGGCGGGAGAGCGCCAUCGCGCAGGUCAUCCGCACCGUGCCCAACCGCGCCUACAACCUCUCCUACGUCGUCGGCGACGCCAAGAACGGCUGCCACGGCUCCAUGCUCGUGGAGGCCUUCGCCGCCAACGUCACGCAGAAGGUGCCGUUCCAGUCCACGGGCAAGGGCGGGUUCAAGGCGGCGAGCCUCAGGUUCGUGGCCGCCGGAGUCCGCACCAGGGUCACCUUCUACAGCUCCUACUACCACACCAAGGUCACCGACGGCGUCUCGCUCUGCGGCCCCGUGCUCGACCAGGUCAAGAUCAUGCCGCUCAAGCUCUAGUCGUCCAUCGGAGUAGACCAGAAGCUCAGAUCAAUCCUGUCGCGUUGAUUCGGCAUCGUCCUCUCGUCUACUAUGUAGUAGUAGUGGGUAUGUAAUUUGUGACAUUGAUGGACCUCUCUCUAAUCGUGUACCAGCGUGGUGGAAUGAAUUGCCUGUGCUGUGCGUGAA
Molecule: messenger RNA, 1444 nt
Organism: Triticum urartu
Lineage: Eukaryota; Viridiplantae; Streptophyta; Magnoliopsida; Poales; Poaceae
Product: protein TEEBE
Source: RefSeq, a predicted model, not a curated record